GGAAAAUUUCUUUUACAUAAAUAUCGAGACAUGUCCCUUCUUAUUAAUCGAAUUUAUGAAUAGAUAUAUUCUACUGUAUUAUACUAUCAACUCAAUUGUAUAAUUAAAAGGAAUUUUAUAGAAAUAAGGAUAUAAAAAAAUAUGGCAUCGACUUGGUCUCCAACUACGACAUUUGUGUCAAGAACUGCAUUAUCAAGUGUAGAUCCAACUAAGCUUUCAGAUCUUCAAUCUGUAGCUUCAGCAGCAGCACUUCACUUAACUUCUGGUGUAAAUAGACAAAAUUUUGUCAGUUAUUCAAGAAUAUUAAGAGGAGCCGAAGCUUCCAUGACUAUUAUACAAGCUGAAGAUAUUCUUGCUACUGCUACAGAUUCAGAAGUUAUAGCUCAAGCAUCAGAAGCUAUAUAUGAUGCAACUUUGAAUAUUGUGGAUUUACGUUGGAAUGAAAUUCCAUAUAAUGUAUGGUCAUUAGUUCCAGCUCCAAAUUAUAUUUAUCUAGUUAUUUUUGCAUUAACUUUUGCUUAUACUAUGGGUAUGCUUUAUAAAUCAAGAUUUCAUUGGUAUAACGUUGCUUGGUCUUUAGGAUUGGUAUGUGAGUUAAUUGGAUUUAUUGGUAGAGUUUUAUCUAUUGGAGAUAUGACUAAUAGUAAUUAUUUCUUGAUACAAUUGAUUUGUUUAACUUUAGCCCCAGCAUUCCUUAUGGGAGGAAUUUAUUUCUUAUUCGCACAAUUAGUGGUUAUUCAUGGUAGACAAUAUUCAAUAUUGAAACCACUUUGGUACUCUUAUAUGUUUAUUGGAUGUGAUGUAUUAAGUUUAGUGAUUCAAGCUGCCGGUGGUGCUCAAGCUUCUAUUGCUUCAAACAAUUUCGAAAAUGCUAAGCCAGGAACUGAUACUAUGAUUGCUGGUAUUGCCUUUCAAGUUGUUUCUAUGUCAGUAUUCCUGAUAUUUUGGUAUUCUUUCUUAGUUAAAAUAUAUUUCAAAAAUGGUAAAUCCCAGGAUCUUGAAAAUACUGGUGAUCGUGUCUAUGAUAUUACCUACAAAAAAGCUUCAUUCUUAAACUUUUUUAGAUUAUUGUUUAAUGGUAAAACAGCUGCUAACUAUAAGGUUAAUCAUCUUGAUCAAUUUUAUAAUGCUAAGUUCCAUGAAAUGAGAAUUAGAAAGAUUUAUAACUUUUAUCCAUUGGCCAUCAGUAUUGCUGUUCUCUGUAUAUAUAUCAGAUGUGUUUACAGAGUUGUCGAAUUGGCCGAAGGAUUUGAUGGAUAUUUAAUUACUCAUGAAGUAUAUCUUAUGGUAUUGGAUGCAUUUAUGGUUGCUAUUGCUGCCUUAAUCUUUGUACCUUUCCAUCCACAACUUGUUCUUGGAGAUGCCUCACAAAUCAGUUUACAAGAUAUCAAGAAUAGAAGUGAUACUCUGCACCAUGGAGAAGACGAAGAGGAGGAGGGGGAUGCUCCUAUUGAAGGAGAAUCAAAAGAAUAUACUGGUGAAGAAUUGGAUGAUUUACAAGGGAGUAGCAGCGAGACUGUUGAUAUUCAAGUUCAAGCAGCAGAUGUCUUGGAGAAAUAGAUAAAAUAUCAUAACAUAAGUAUUACUAGAACAGUAUUACUAAACAAUCUUUUAGAGCUUGAUUUUAAUUCUAACUUACACUUUGCUAAGGUGUCAUUUAUAUGGUAUAUUUACAUAUUUAGUUAUCUUGUGCGAUGUUUACUUUUGCCUUACUUUUUAGUUAUCGAACCUUUUAUAUACGGAAUAGAAUGGGAUAGAACUUAA
Messenger RNA from Scheffersomyces amazonensis, 1764 nucleotides. Its product is annotated as RTA1 domain-containing protein. Gene Ontology annotation, cellular component: fungal-type vacuole; plasma membrane. The record is from RefSeq and is a predicted model, not a curated record. The transcript has a single exon. NCBI's taxonomy places the organism in Eukaryota, Fungi, Ascomycota, Pichiomycetes, Serinales, Debaryomycetaceae. The coding region runs from base 142 to 1560 and encodes 472 amino acids.